Messenger RNA from Stegastes partitus (bicolor damselfish), 2278 nucleotides. Its product is annotated as synaptotagmin-9. The record is from RefSeq and is a predicted model, not a curated record. Gene Ontology annotation, biological process: calcium-ion regulated exocytosis. The coding region runs from base 1 to 1584 and encodes 527 amino acids. Lineage: Eukaryota; Metazoa; Chordata; Actinopteri; Pomacentridae. Gene Ontology annotation, molecular function: calcium ion binding; phosphatidylserine binding; calcium-dependent phospholipid binding. Gene Ontology annotation, cellular component: plasma membrane; dense core granule; exocytic vesicle. The transcript has 8 exons.
AUGCCUGGAGAACGAGAGGAUGAGAUUUGUCGAAAGGCGCUGGAGCUGCUGUCCGACCUGUGCUCCAAGGGCGAGGUGCAGGACGACAACUGCCUGGAUUUCAUCUACUACUUCAGGGACCUGGCCAGACCGCGGUACACCGACUCAGAUGUGUCGGUGAGCCUGUUGUCCCUGCUGGUGACCACCUGUGGUCUGGCCCUCUUCAGCGUCUCCCUCUUCGUAUCAUGGAAGCUGUGCUGGGUGCCGCUCAGUGGGCGCUUCCUCCCCGACGUCCUCAAGGGGGCGCACUUCCUGGGAGGAGACCAGCAGCCCGUCCUCACAGAGGUGGACGGGGAGGAACGGGAGUACAGCGAGGACGGCUGCGUGAAGGAGCCUUCGGGGCCGCCGUCGGCCGUCGCUGUCCCAGAAUCGGCCCUGAAGAUCAGCCACACGUCGCCUGACAUCCCCCUGGAGACCCAGACCAAGGUGGAGAAGAACCAGGUCCACACCCUGGCCAGGGACCGGGUCCAGAGGCAGAUCACUGAGCCUACCUCCUCUGUACGGCACAACUCCAUCCGCCGACAGAUGAACUUGUCCAAUCCGGACUUCAACCCGGCUCAGUUCCAGCGCCAGGACUCUCUGUCUGGUUUGGGCCGGAUCAAACCGGAGCUCUACAAGCAGCGGUCGGUGGACGCGGAAGAUGGCCGCCGGAGCGACAGCUGUGGGCGUCUCCACUUCAUCCUCAAGUUUGACUUUGACCUGGAGCAGCUGAUCGUGAAGAUCCACAAGGCCCAGGACCUUCCCGCCAAGGACUUCUCAGGGACCUCCGAUCCUUACGUCAAGAUCUACCUGCUGCCCGACCGCAAAACCAAGCACCAGACCAAGGUGCACCGAAAGACUCUCAACCCCGUGUUCGAUGAGGUGUUUCUGUUUCCCGUGGCGUACGCCGAGCUGUCCAAUCGGAAGCUGCACUUCAGCGUCUACGACUUCGACAGGUUCUCUCGGCACGACUUGAUUGGCCAGGUGGUGGUGGACAACUUCCUGGAUCUGGCCGACUUUCCCCGGGAGACAAAACUGUGCCGGGACAUUCAGUAUGUAACCUCGGACAACGUGGACCUUGGAGAGCUGAUGUUCUCGCUGUGCUAUCUCCCCACGGCCGGCAGGCUCACCAUCACCAUGAUCAAAGCCAGAAAUCUCAAAGCCAUGGACAUCACCGGAGCUUCAGAUCCGUACGUAAAAGUGUCUUUGAUGUGCGAAGGCCGGAGGCUAAAGAAGAGAAAGACGUCGACCAAGCGCAACACUCUGAACCCGGUGUACAAUGAAGCCAUUGUGUUCGAUGUUCCGCCCGAGAACAUCGACCAGAUCAGCCUGCUCAUCGCCGUCAUGGACUACGACCGGGUCGGACACAACGAGGUGAUCGGGGUGUGCAGGGUGGGCAACGAGGCCGAGAGUUUGGGCCGAGACCACUGGAGCGAGAUGCUGACGUACCCACGGAAACCCAUCGCACACUGGCACCCGCUGAUAGAGUGGGUCGGACAGGGAGCGACGGUCAGCGGCAGCCAGGGAGGAUCCACCAACUCCCUGAAGACCCCUCCAUCACCGUGACCACACAUCAUCCACUCACGCUGAAGAGGCUCAGGGCGGUGGAAGGACGGACGGACGGCGGGCCCACGGAGGGUCCCAGCGUAGACGUGAAACCGGACUAACUAGAAGCUCCAACCGCUGCGUGGUUAGGCUGAGUUUUAGUGACCGUUGCCGAGGCUAACACCCACUUCCUACUUCCUCUCGUGUCUUCACAACCAAAACUAACUACAUUCCAAGUGAACUACUGCGAUACUUUCAUUUGUCAUACGGAGCUGUUUACUGACAGUAUUAACAGGUUGAGAUUAUCUAACAGGCCAAGCUUCUCUUCUUCUUCUUCUUUUUAUUGUUUUUUUUGUUUUGUUUUUGUGGACCAAAGUCGUUUAUUUUUAGGCGAACGUGUGGAGUCGUAACCGUGCGAGUGAUCAGCUUUCAUAGACAAAACAUUUGCUCGGUAGUUAGAAGCAAAGGCAGAGUUUUCCCUGCUCAGGACUCUUUUGGACAUGUUUUGCGUUGAGCGUUCGAUCUCGUCACGCGUUGGUUGGUUGUAACGGUUCGUGGUUUCACGUCAGGGUAAAGACGUAAACCGUGGAGGAUUUGCUCCGAGAAUGUUUAGAACAGCCGGCAGAGUGAACAUUAAAGUGUUUUAUUAAGUGCAUGUUAAGCUGUCAUACUUUGUUCACAGGGUGUGGUCAAAAUAAAGGAAACACAAGCGGAA